Cetraspora pellucida is the source of this 1089-nucleotide messenger RNA. NCBI's taxonomy places the organism in Eukaryota, Fungi, Glomeromycota, Glomeromycetes, Diversisporales, Gigasporaceae. The record is from the annotation of a GenBank genome assembly.
AUGAAACCUAGAGGUAAUCCUUUAGGUUCAACUCAAAUACUUGAUAAAGACUUAGAAACGCGUAACUUGGUACGACCACAUAUAUCGAUUGAAUCUCAUAUAUCAAACCUCUAUGAUGCAAAGGUUCAUGUGGUCUCUAAAGAUUAUGAACGUUAUAAUCUAACAAAAAACUCAGUAUUAGAACGAAUGCAAUGUAGUCAUGGUCUAGUCGCUGCAAUACUUCAAGCUUAUAAUGGUCACCAACAUUUAUCGUUACAACCGGAUGAUAUAUGGUUAACUAUCGUCCAAGGUGUUUGUCACCACAUAAAGCUUAAGAAAUAUAAUAAUUUCGUAAAGCGGAAAGCAAUUGAUAUCUCAACAGAAGCUGUUUUAAGUGUUGACCCUGACACGAAAUGUCUAGUUGGUGAUUGGUCUAAUUGUAUCAAUCAAUUAAUGAAAGCUGCUGAUAAGCAAAUGAAAAAGACUACAUUGCCAUCCUUGUUGGAAUGUGAGUUUUCUACUACUAUUCAAAGUUCUCAAAUUGCUAGUAGAAUUGCGUUAUUGGAUUACUCUCAAGAUUGUUGUUCUUACAACCUUGGAAUUUACUGCGGAAUACCUAAAGUUACUUUGGAAGGUACUUCCGAUGACUGGCUACUAAUCCAAAAAAAAAUGGAUUCCCUUCGUCCCAUAUUUCCUGAUUUGGAAUUUUGGUUUGAUCGUAUUGAAAAGAUUGUAUCCAAAUUAAUUGAAACUUAUAAUGGUAAAGUUGAUCAAGAAUUUUGGAAAGGAAUUGCAAGAGAAGAAUAUGGUUGUGGUGGUCCGCCAGAGUUAACUGGUUGGGUGACAUCUUUCUUCCCUUAUGAUAGUUCUGGUGAAAUCGUUAAUAAUUGGUUAGACGAAUAUAGACUACCUAGUGGAAGGAAUAUUAUUCCAUUUAAAGUCGAAAGUGGUCAGAAAAAGAAACUUAUCUCUGGAUUUUUGGGUGUGCAUCAAGAAGUUCUUAAAGAUGAAGAAGUUGUGGUUAGUCCUGUGAUUGGGUGGGCGGUUAUUGAUGAUGAACUACCUCCGUCUGAAUGUCCUGAGAAGGUUCAACAAACCUGUUUUUGGUAG